AUGCGCGCUGAAUAUGUUGAUAAUUUGUUUGGCUUCGCCACCUCCGCCGAGCGGGCCAACGAGCUCCUCGCGCGCGCGACGGAGUCGCUGUCCGGGGUGGACAUCGACUGGGCGCGGGCUCUGGGCCGGGAGAACGAUCGCUGGAGGCUCAACCCGGUCCAGGACGUGCCGACGGCGGUGCUCGACGGGGAGUGGCAGGUCGUCUCGAGCGGGGGCUGGGGCUGGUCCGAGCACAUCGUGGUUUCCGAAGGGCUGACGCGGGUCGCCCGACAAUGGGCGGCGCGGUGUCUGGCCGGCGCGCUUGCGCCGACGCUGCGCUGGCUGCCGUCGGAGCGCAAUCCUGCUAGCGCUCCUUCGAGGCGGCGCGUGCCCAUCGGCGUGCGCCUCCCCUUCGUCUGCGGCGCCGACGGUGCCGAGGGGUGCCGCUGGCCGGCUCGGGGCGGAGCCGAGGUGAGCCACCGCCGUGAUUGUCAGAGCGCUGUCGAGGAGCUCCGCGAGCUGGGCGCCGACGAGCCCGCCGGCGCCGGUCUUGCCGCGAGGCGGCGACGGCCCACGGCCCGCACGCUGCGGGCCGCCCUGCCGACGUCGGCGCGGCCGCCGCCCCAGGCCAGCGCUCGUCGAGUGCACGCCGAGCAGCGGCAGCGGCUGGAGGCCACUCAGGCCGCGCCCCCAGUGGGCCGGGCCCGGCUGCAGCAGAGGUCGGCGCCGCCGCUGACCCUCGCCAAGUGCGAGCUCGUCUGGGGCCGAUUUCUCGAGCGGCGACGUCUGUCAGGCGUGCCCGAGGCGACUCAGCGGCGGGAGCGCCGAGCCCAGGGGGCGCCGUUCGAGGACCUCCUCGGCUCCUGGCACGCGCUCGGGAUGGCCGAGGCGCACCCGCCUGCCCCUGCCGUGGACGGCGGUGGCACGGCUCGGGUGCUGGACGGGUGCUGGGCAACGGCCGCGCUGGUGGUGCUGAGCUUCCACUGCCACUUCGGGCCCAGCGAGGACUUCAAGCUGCUCCUCGACCCCGUGCCUGCCAUCAAGGUUUGUGUCCGCGUGCGGCCGUUCAACUCGAGGGAGAAGGAACUCGGGGCCCAGCUGUGCGUAGAGAUCGGCCAGUGGGAGAAGGACCUCGUCAUCGUCACGAAUCCGAAGGCGCCUGACCAAAGGAAACAGUUCAACUUCGACCGGGCGUACUGGUCGCACAAUCCCAGCGACCCGCACUUCGCGACGCAGCAGACUCUGAUGGACGAGGUCGGCGACGAGUUGGUAGAGGCAACUUUGGAGGGCUACAAUGUGUGCUUCUUUUGCUACGGCCAGACGGGCAGCGGGAAGACAUUCAGCCUGUUGGGCAACAAGGACAACUCUGAUAUUGAUGACCCGAACCUGCGCGGGAUGCUCCCGCGCGUGGUCGAGCGGCUCUUCGAUCGCAUCGCCGAGAUCACCUCGGGCGGCAGCGGCAGCACGAUCACCUGCACGGUGCAGUACUACGAGAUCUACAACGAGGCGAUCAACGACCUCCUGGCCAAGAAGGUCGAGGGCGUGGAGGCCAAGAAGCUCGACGUGAGGUACCACCCGAAGACGGGGGUGAACAUUCCCGGUCUCUCCGACCUCGUCGCCUCAGACCGCGGGGCCGCGAUGGGGGCGCUGGAGCAGGGGAUGAAGACCAGGGCGGUCUCCAGCACUGCGAUGAACGCGGAGUCCAGCCGCUCCCACUGCAUCUUCUCGAUGGACGUGGACCAGCUGAUCAUCAAGGAGGACGGCUCGAAGAAGAACCUCAGGUCCAAGGUGAACUUCGUGGACCUCGCGGGCUCCGAGAGGCAGAAGAAGACGGGAGCGCAGGGCGACCGACUGAAGGAGGGCGUGGCCAUCAACCAGAGCCUGUCGAACCUGGCCGUCGUCAUCAGCAAGCUGGCCGAGCUGCAGGGGAAGGAGGCCAAGAAGGGCGACUUCAUACCCUUCCGCAACUCGAAGCUCACGUUCGCCCUCAUGGAUUCCCUGAGCGGUAGCUUGAAGACGAAAGACCGUCAUGAUGGCCGCACUGUCCCCUUCGGCGGACAACUACGACGAGACACUGCAGUGCAUCUCCUUCGCACAGAAGGUGAAGUCGAUCAAAACGAAGUCGAAGAAGAACGAGACCCUCGAGGACGAGGUGGUCAGGGACCUCAGGACCGAGGCAGCUGGAGGAGCUCCGGGAGGCCGCGAAGAGCUCCACCAUCACCGACGAGCCCGACGACGUGCGCGCGGAGAGGGAGGAUCGGGAGGCAGCUGCAGCUGGUGCAGGACCUCCUGAAGAAGGAAGAGACGCUGAAGGAGCUCAGGAAUUCGGCCCUGCAGGACACGGCGUGA
This is a messenger RNA of Prorocentrum cordatum, 2328 nucleotides long. The record is from the annotation of a GenBank genome assembly. NCBI's taxonomy places the organism in Eukaryota, Dinophyceae, Prorocentrales, Prorocentraceae.